Coffea eugenioides is the source of this 1212-nucleotide messenger RNA. RefSeq names its product polygalacturonase. The record is from RefSeq and is a predicted model, not a curated record. Gene Ontology annotation, biological process: guard cell differentiation; stomatal complex development. The coding region runs from base 534 to 965 and encodes 143 amino acids. NCBI's taxonomy places the organism in Eukaryota, Viridiplantae, Streptophyta, Magnoliopsida, Gentianales, Rubiaceae. The transcript is spliced from 3 exons.
UGGGAAUAGGAAACGGUGAAGUACAGUGAAGAAAAGACUGGCAAAAGAAUCUGUGGCCUAAAUAUGGCAAAGCAGAGGAAAACACCAUCUGUUUAGUUCCUCGGAAACCUCCUCAGUCCUCCAGGCCCACCCCAAACCAAGGCGAGCCCUUCUUUCAGCAUUAUCUGUACCUACACUUGUCAACUACUCCCACUAUUAAGCUAUCUAGGAUUCCCCGGUUGGAUCCAAGAAGAAGACCCGAAACCCUUUGCAAAUUAAGAAGAAGAGGGACCAAAGGGAAGAGUAGUUUGUCUGCAGGAGGAAAAGGGACUUGACGUGACCAGAAGAGUUGAAUGUGUGCUGUAUAGGAAUGAUUCUGCUGCGUAAGAGUUGUUGCAUGGGGUGGGACUGGAGAAAUUAAUCGGAGCCUGAUCAAUUGGCAACACAGGGUUAGCCUUCGGAAGAUAUUAAUUAAUCUUGAUUCAGUUCCUUUCCACUUUUUGCUUGCUUCAGCUCCAUCCGAGUUUGACUUUUUCGUUCUGGGCUUGCUUCAAAUGAAAGAGAUGGAGUAUUGGAAGCUGAAUAGUCUCAAGUUGACGAACACAAGGCUUCUUAUGUACCUCGUUUCCAUCGCCCUUAUAUCACUCCUUGCAAUGCUUGCCAGCAUCACCCGAAUGUUUCCUCCAGGUUCCAGGUCCCUGCUGACUAGUAAAGCUGAUUUUCGCUUCCAGCUCCAGAUCCAAGAGGCGCAGACGAUGGGGCAGAGGAAUAAUGGAGCAGUGGAGAUUAAGCAUUCCCUGGAUGCAAGGGGAAGGAGGCUUUUAGGCGGUCCCGGUUCAUCACCUCCUCGAUGCAUAUCAAAGUGCGGUAGAUGCACACCAUGUCGGCCGGUCCAUGUCCCGGUGCCCCCUGGAACGCCGGUGACGACCGAGUACUACCCUGAAGCAUGGAGGUGCAAAUGCGGCAAUAAGUUGUACAUGCCCUGAACCUGCUGAUGCUUCAUUUAGGACAUUGGGCUAGAGCAUCAUGUCAUGUGUCUUCCAACUGGAGUAGCAUCAUCCAAGUACAACCAACGAUCACAUAUCUACUUGCAGAUUUAGCUUAUUCAGAGGAGGAUGACGCUACACAACGUCCUCAUUAUAGGAUAGCACCAUUCCAAUUCUGCUAGUAUUAUUAUUAUAUAUAAUGCUCUAUGACACUUGCUAGAUAGUUAAUGACAUAAUUUUAUGCUAU